This is a messenger RNA of Amoebophrya sp. A120, 3064 nucleotides long. The record is from the annotation of a GenBank genome assembly. Lineage: Eukaryota; Dinophyceae; Syndiniales; Amoebophryaceae.
AACGGAAGCAACCUUGCCAUUUCGUCCUCCGGGGCCAUGCAUGCGGGUGGUGGGACCUUUCAGUCACACCACCAAAAAAUCUUGUCCGCAAACCGGAUGCGAACCAAGGCGAUGGCGCAAGAGGAAUUACGCAGGAAGGCUUCAAUGCUUUCUCCUGCGACUGCAAGCGACGUUAUUUCACCUUCUGAGAAUUUGAAUUCAUCUACCUCAAGUGCAAGAAAAGGAGAACGGAUGGAUCUUCCCGGCGACGAGGUGAUAUCUCCAGCUGGAGGUGGUGCAGUUCCUGCAAGUAGCACUAGUGGCGGCCCUUACGUUUCCAUUGAGACCGCUCUCAAUUCGUGCGCGUAUUUGACGGCUCGGACGCAAGAGGAGAAAAUCAAGGUUCUGACCGGAGAGGGAGACAAAGUUCAUCGGGAUCUACGGCAAAAGACCGACAUCGUAUCUGGCUUACCCCGUAUCGUCGCGAGACUGUUGGCUGCUGCAACGCAGACCUCCAUGAACCAAAUCCCUUUUCGCUGUCGAGGAGUGCUGUUGCCCGAAAGAACUGCACAGUCACUUCGCGAAGAUACCAAUCCUGCUGUUGUUCCAAGUUUAUUGCAAGACACUCGGCAGUCGCGAAGAAAGGUGAGCAAACCCCCGACCAACUCAUCCCUCCGGUUCUUCCAGGAGCAGGCGCGAGCGUGGCGAAACGAAAAGCGGACCAAGAAACUCAACAUCGCCGUCUGCAUCACAGGUCGCGCGCGCACGCUCGCGGCGCCGGAAGUGUUCAACUCGUUGCACCAGAAUUUGACCAGUUUCGGGGAGGACCGCAACGCCAACGUGAAGGUGUUCUACGUCUUGGACCUGCAGGGGAAGGAGAAAAAAGACUUCGCGAGCGCGUUCAAACUACUCCCCCCGACCAGAAUCCUUGUCACGGACGACAAGGAGCACUACCCAGCAGAAUACGCGGAGGAGCCGGCCGUGUUGCAAAAGCGGCGGGAGCAACUGGCAGCCAAGAGCAUCGUGUUGGACGAUGAAGAUGAAAGUGAAACACGCGGCGAUCUGGAAAUAACUCGUACUGGUGCAGAUUCCUCGAGCAAAAGCGACGUGAAAAGGAAGAAAACCAGAAGCAAUGAAGAUCUGUCGCAGAUUCGCAUCCAAACCAUCCACGCCGCGGACCCGCCGAUCGAGGCCCGACACGUCUGCGACGCGCCGAUCUCCUCCGCUUUUCAGAGCCAGAAGCUGAAUCUGUGUAUGGAUUUGGUGCGACAGUUCGAGGAAGCCGGGGGGCUGGAUGAGGAAACCGAAACUACGGCUGGAGAAGUUUCUUCACCUCGCGACCCCCCGGCAGCUGUUGGAGACACGGCACCGUCGACGACCCAUGGUACUAAAUCCAGAACGGGCAACGUAAUUAUGCAGGACGGAAAUUAUAACGGAAAAGAGAAGCCCACAAGGUUCGACUGGCUUGUCCGCACCCGUCCGGACCUGCAAUUUCUGUCCCCGAUCGGUUCGCUCCGCAACUACGACCCGAAUUUUGUGCACCUCGUGCAGCGCAACGUGACCACGAGCAAGGGCGACACGCAGGACCACUUUGCCCUGCUUCCGCGGAAAUUUGCCGAGGCUUACAUGGAUUACGACGGGUGCACGGGCGUGUCCGCAACCCGGGUCCAGGAGUCCUGCGCGAAAACAGCCAGAACCACAUGGACGGAGUCCGCCCGGGUGACCCACGAGUGUGCGCUCAACAUUCGGCUGCGACGGAAGCAGGUGAAGGUGAAACCCCUAGGGCAUGUGUACAUCGUGGCCAGGUGCACAACUACGAGCAACACAACUGGAACUACCGGGGGAGAUCUUCUUCAUGCCGAAAAUAAUACCAUCGACGCCGAGGAAAGGGCUGCUGCAGGCGAAUUGAUAACCUGCUUCGACUAUGCAUUGCAAAAGUAUCGUACUGGAUAAAUUGCAAUACAAAAUUGCGCAGCAUUACAAAUUGCAUUUGUAAUGCUGAUUUGCCUUUAGAAAAAGAUUUGUAAUGCAUACAAGCAAUUAGUACGAGUACACUACUUUUGCACAGGAUAUCGACUCGGAGACAAACCCGGGAUCCACGAAAAAUUCGAUGGCGAUUAUCGAGGGAGGCAAGAGGUGAAGAAGCUUGGCGGCCUUUUUUCCUGAUGCAACCAGCAAGACAAAAAUCUCUUCCUCCACCAGCUUGGGAGGUGUGCGCGACCGGCCUCGAAAUGGUAGUGGCGGGCCACUUCUUGCUUAUCCGGCGAGAGGACCCACGCUGGAGCUGAAUGAAAAGGGUAGUAGAAGAAAGUGCCGUUACCGGGAAUCAACGCCUCGAAAGACCCAGCGCCAGCGACAUCGUGGACACGGACACGACGACCCUGCUGCGCGAGUGAAACGAUUGCGGUGGAUUGCAGGCGAACGGGAACAUGCGCCGCAGUGGAAACUGGUAGCGAUGGCCAGAGCUCGAAUGAUGUGAAGGACGCCCGAUUUCUACAUCAGAAGAUGUUUACCGUUCUGCUCUGAUGAUCAGCACGAAAUGCACCAAGCAAACGGAACACGACCGCAGACGGACACUCCGCGCGGCUCCAGCAACUACUUUUCUAGGAGCAGACUCUGGAUGACGUUCAAGAUGUUGAUGUUGAUCUCCUUGCGAUAUAUAUCAAGUUCCGGCGUCCCUCAUCUUGAUGAGUCUGGAGCCGCUCAGAGGAUUUCCGUCACAGCGUGUUGCGCACCAUCUCAAUCUCUUGGUCAUGUUGUGGGCGAGUCGAUCAUGAAAAGAUGUCCAUCACAGUGAUCAUUGUACUCCUGAAAAAACAAGAGAAAACAAGGAAGCAGAAUACACUGACUUCCGGAAGUGGAUCGCGCAAGCCACGGGGUGAAAAACCGAAGCAGUUGCCUCUCCUCUCAGAAGUAGAAGUCCAAGUCGACAGAAAACUACAAAAACUCCAGAGUGGUAAAGUAAAUUUAAAGUAAGGCCGCCAAAGCACUAGCUCCGGUGAAAAAAACGCACUGGAUUUUUGAAACAGGGCACCUGGCUACUUCACUGUAGUGUAGUUUUGUUUCGUCGUCGACGUCGUGAAAU